AUGGCAAAUUUUAUACACUUUUUAAUUAGUGUUACAUUAACAUUUAUAUUUGUUUCUGUGGUUUGUGUCAACACUUCGCCUGCUGCUAGAAAUGAAUUACCACUUGGAAGUUUUCCAGUCACUAUCAAUCAUACAGAUUCUAUUAAUACUACUGAAUGCAAUCUAGGAUGGAAAACACCUAGUAAUACGAAUGACACUAUUCAAUAUUGUACUUAUAAACAACGUUCAAAAAAAACGGCUUUUUGUCUUUCGUUUUUUCUUGGUACAUUUGGUGCUGAUUGGUUUUAUCUUUCACGUUCCAGUUUUGCUUAUAUUAUUGUUGGUUUAUUAAAAUUAUUAUUAGGAUGUGGCUGCUGUAGUGCAUGGCCAUUAACAUAUUUUGGAUCUGAAAGCCAAAAUACUGAAGCAAUCAAAUUAAAAUUUCGUGGUGUUAGUACAUUUAUUACUUUAUUCGCAUUCGUAUGGUGGAUUGUUGAUUGGGCACGUAUUUUAGGAAAUAAAUUUGCUGAUGGCAAUGGAGAAGCACUUAUGUCUUGGUAG
Messenger RNA from Adineta steineri, 540 nucleotides. The record is from the annotation of a GenBank genome assembly. NCBI's taxonomy places the organism in Eukaryota, Metazoa, Rotifera, Eurotatoria, Adinetida, Adinetidae.